Vollenhovia emeryi is the source of this 1042-nucleotide messenger RNA. RefSeq lists its product as uncharacterized. The transcript has 5 exons. Gene Ontology annotation, biological process: regulation of DNA replication. The record is from RefSeq and is a predicted model, not a curated record. Lineage: Eukaryota; Metazoa; Arthropoda; Insecta; Hymenoptera; Formicidae. The coding region runs from base 500 to 1024 and encodes 174 amino acids.
UUUAAUGAAGAAUGAGAAACUCUGAUGCAUUACAGAGUACAUGAAACAAGGAUGGAUUAUAGCAUACCAACUUUUCGACACUAAAUAUUUUAUUUUUCACAGUUGGUAGCCCUGGGAAACUGUAGCCACAAAAGAGACGGACACGUUUUUACGACGUGUUGCUUGUGUGCGAGCGUGCGCGCGCAGACCGACUAUCUCCACUCCAUCCCCACCGCCGCGGCACCGUCCGUGCUAACGUUCUCGGCUGGGCACACUGGUUCCCGCACUUCCCACUGGUUCCCGCCAAGCAGCUAAUCUCUGAAACCGGUUGUUCGAGCUGCGACAAGAAUUCGCCUGUGUGAUAGGUACGUGAUUGCUUGCUUUUCGGAAAGUUAACUCAACUCCCUUCGUACGACAUUUGCGUUGUGAUAUCGGAGUUUACGAGUAAAGCGACGCGAGUCCUUUGGCAGCCGUUCUAGUUCCCCGUUUUUAAACCUUUCUGAAUUUUGUGGCUCAUAGGAUGAAACCGAUUACCGACGCCGCAACGACUACCGCUUCGGAGGAUAAAGUUAGAAAAUCGUUGCACGAACUGCAGCCCUCAGCUGCCGAUAAGGAAACAUUAGUUGGCGCGGAUAGAACAAUCAAGUCUACUCAACUAGGAAAAGAGACAAAAUCUAAGAAAAAUAUACCUACAAAAAUGAAAAAGGUUUCUAAAAAGCGAAAGAAGGUGACGAAUGACAAAGCUGUCCAAACUGGACCCGAGGAAAAUGUAGAAAUUAGACCUGAGGAUUUAACAUGCACAGAUUUAGCUAACCUUAGCGAGAAUUACUGGCGGAUCCUGGCUGAAAGGAGGCGAGUUGCCCUUAGUAAUGUUCUAGAAGAAAACAAGGAACUGUCUGAGCAUAUCCAAAAAUUAGAAGAAGAAAAGCGGAUUUACAAAGAAAUGCUGAAUGAGACAAGGGCACUUGUUGAAGUGCUGCAGGAAAUGAUUGCAGGAGAUGAUGACAGAAACAAUAUAAAUAAUUCCUUAGAAGAUACUAUUUGAUUUAAACAUUUUUUUAUG